AUGGUAUUCUUUACCCCGCAGCACUGUGCAAACCUCAAGAACCAAUAUUUGAAACAGGCAGCUGCAAACCUCACCUUUUCUCAGGAGGUGGUGCAGCAGCGAGGGCUGGCCAGCAUUCCUUACAGCCAAAACAGCUUUGACCAUCUCUACGAUGCAGACGGCAUCAUCCAGCCUCCCCACGUCAGGAAGCCCCGAGCUGAGAAGCCCGUCAGCUUCAAGUUCCUGGAUUUUUCAGGUCCCUCAACAAGGGUCACCUCCCAGGCUAUGAAGGCGGAAAGCUCUGCCAAUCUUAAGAAGCUGAAGAAAUCAAAGCCAGCAAGCGCAGUCCAGGAAGCAUCUGGUCCUCUCAAUCUUCAUCCAAGCAGGGAGCUAGACGUGCUUUCUCCAGAUGUAAACCUGGAGGAGAGGGAAACCUGGCUUCCCCCUCCUGAGAAGGAGGCCAGAGCAUGGCAGGCUGUCGUGCUGGAAAAGCUUAACAAGCGCACUGCCCGAUGGAUCCAGAACAAGCGUCCUCUGAGGCCUGGGGUGUCCCCCAGUAAGUGGCAGAGCUUCUUGCACCAGCAGUAUGACUGGAGCCACAUCCAGGAUGAGCUCACUUCCUCCAGCGACCUGGAGCUCUUGAAACAGCUGGAGGAAGAAGAGACAGCAGAAUUUGAGGAUCGAAGUGUCGUUCUGCCCACCCAGGAGGAAAAGAAGCCAGAGCUGCUGCUUCCUGUCUAUUAUAGAUUGCCCAAUUACUUGCCACAAGUGCAGACAGUUGAAAGCAUGCCUGGCAUCAGUAAGACUGCUGAGGACACCGAUGGAAAGGGGAGCGACUACCAGCCCCCAAGGCAGAGCCACUUCCGACAGGUGAAUCCCCGAGCUGGAAAGUUUGCUUACUCCACAGACAACACCUUUGAACAGGAGAUUUACUUUGAUAAAGUCCAGAUCAUCCACCAGAUUGGUGCAAAGAGAGACCAGAUUUUCCUGGAAAACCUCAAUCGAUACAACAAGCAGCUAUGUAAGGUCUUCCCUGAAACCCCAGAAAGGUGGACUUCCCAGCCAGUUCCUGAACCAUCUUGCAGGCCUGUGAAAGGAGCUAUGCGCUGGACAGCUCUGCCCAUACCGGCCAAGGAUCUGCUGCUGCAGGUGGGUGAGGAGGACAUGCCCAUGAAGACCAGGAGACUGAAGAAGCAGGCAGAGUCACUGAAGGAGAAUGUGACUUGGGAACUGGUGGUCCUGCGGAGGAUGCUGCAGGAAUGGAAGAUGGCCUGGGCUCUAAUCAUCGAGUGGCACCAUAAGACAAUAGAGGGCCUGCUGCAGAGCUUGGUGGACAUCCAUGAUGACAUCCGCAUCCAAGCCAUCAUCACUUGUGCCACAGCUGCUUUAGAACGGCCCCGUAUUGCCAUCAGCCAGGGGGACUCAGCUCCAUCUGUCCAGGACUUGCCAGAGGUUCUACAGGCCCCCCUAAAGGCUGCUCUUUGUGACAAGAACGCCAAUGUGCAGAUGGCAGCAGCAGUAUGCCAAUAUGCCAUACAGUCACAUAAUCUUCUUGCCCGGGAAAUCAUGCAGACUGCCCUUUUGAAGGGUAAUAGCGUGGACAGCUGGGCUGCAGCUCAGUGCCUGGCUCUGGAAGGUGCUGCCACUUACCCUGUGAUUACAAGGAUCCUCCAUCAGCUGUUUAACAAGAAGAAUGAGGACACUGAGCAACAGUCUUGCAUGCUCCUGAGCCAUCUAAGUGCGAAGACAACCCUGAUACAUACCAUGCUUGCCGUGGAGCUGAAUAGCCAUCAAUGGAAAGACCGGAUUGUAGCCUGCCGAGCUCUCUCCCAGAUUGGUGGAAAUGUCAGUGUGGAUAUGAAACAUAAGUUGAUCCAGCUGAUGUUGAGUGACUGGAAUAAGAAAGUGAGACAAGCAGCUGCCCAAGCUCUGGGGCAAAUGAGCCUUGGGAAAGAGGUGCAUGACACAAUCAGAGUCAAGCUGGGCCAAGGAAACUACCAGGAGCGUGUGGAAGCCCUCUCCCUGAUUCGUGGGCUCAAGCUCAUGACCGCCAAGCUUCUCCCAAGCUUUCUGAACUGCUUCUCUGAUGACUUCACGGCAGUUCGGCAGGCAGCUUGUUUGGCUGCUGGUGCCCUGCAGAUCCAUGAUAAUAUGGUCCUUGAAUGCCUUCUGAAUCUCAUACAGAGAGAUCCCUGCUGGAAAAUCAAGGCCUUUGCCAUUCGAGCUUUGGGACAAAUUGGCCACGUGAGUCCCCAACUGACAGACCUCCUGCUCUGGGCUAUCCACUAUGAAGAAUCACCAGGUGUACGACUAGAGGCUUGCCGUAGCAUCCUAGCCCUCAAACUUCAAGGAGACCGAGUCAGGGACACCUUCCUAGACGUGCUGCUCCUAGAGAACCAUGAUGCUGUUCUAAAAGAAAUUCACCAUGCAAUGAAGAUACUCAACUUAGAAAAUGAAGGAAACCAAGAAAUGCUUCAGAAGAUCAAGAACAGGAUUCAAACACUAAGCCAAAAGGAACUGUUGAUACAGAAAAUAUUCAAGAUUGAGACAGUCAUGGGAAAAGUGAAGGACGAAGCAAAACGUGUUUACAUGCAACCCAAACAGGGGCAAAAACCACUGAAAUUCCAUACUUUUCUCCAAGAAACUUUUCAGGAUGAGGUGGUGUUUCCUAGAAGACCGUCUGAGUUCUGUGACAUUGAAGCAGUCAUAAAGCCUGUGAGACCCCGCACACCAAAUCCCUGGUCACAGAGUCCAGUCCCGGGCCUAAGCACAAGAAGCAGAGGUCAUUCAUCACUUGUCAGAGAUCUACGCACUGCCGGGGAAAAAAGAAUUGCGAUGGGACCAUUUGGAUCUGACAACCAAGAUCUCUAG
Lipotes vexillifer (Yangtze River dolphin) is the source of this 2850-nucleotide messenger RNA. It is a transcript of the gene HEATR4, whose product is annotated as HEAT repeat containing 4. Lineage: Eukaryota; Metazoa; Chordata; Mammalia; Artiodactyla; Lipotidae. Gene Ontology annotation, molecular function: oxidoreductase activity. The record is from RefSeq and is a predicted model, not a curated record.